AUAGGGCACUCCAUUCCAUUCCAUUCAGAAAGAAAGAAGGCUGAAGCAGAAUUUAAUUCCCUUUUGGCGGCCGAGAUUCAAUUAUUAUGGCUUCUCUCGAAUCAGCAUUGGCCUUCAUCCACAACUUCAAACGGAGCCUCCCCAACCACCACCACUACGAAGCUUUCUCAAAAGCGCUGAUGGAUUUCGCGGAGGGAAAUUUAGACCGCAAAACUCUCGUUUCAAAGGUCUCCGCCCUCGUUGACGGCCGCCCCGACUUGGCCGCCGCUUUCAACAGCUUCUUGCCGGAGGACUGCCCCAAGAUUCCCGUCGCCGAGAAAGAAAAACCGGCCAGGAAGCGGACGACAUACGACGACGGCGAUUCCGACCGGGAAGUUGGGAGGCGCGCGGUGGAAUUCGUGAACCGGGUUCGAUCCCUCCUCGAGGACGACGUCGUUUACGCCGCUUUCCUCAAAACCCUCUCGGAUCUCAAGGCCCACAAGGACGUGGUGGAGGCGGACAAGAAAAUGUCGAAUCUGUUCCGACGGCACCCGGAGCUGUACGUGGAGUUCACAUGGUUCACGGCCGACUCAUGGCCGGAGAAUCCCCCAUCCGCCGCCGCCGCAGACGACUGGAGCGGAAGGGAGGAGUUGCUGCGGCGGAAGAAGAGGGCGGCGACGAAGACUCCGAAGCGGGACACGAGACUUGACGAUGUGGAAGACGCACUGUACGAGAGCGACAUGCUAUUCCAUUCACUGGAGUCAACAGCGGCGGCGGCCGGAAAGCAAUCGGUGAAUGAAACGGGCAGGGCAGAUCUGGGGAAGUACUAUUCGCCGAUGAACAUGAGGUGUAUCCGGAGAUUGUACGGGGAGGAUGGUGAGCACGUGAUUGAGUCGUUGCAGACAAACCCAGAGGCGGUUUCUCCCGUCAUUUUGCAUCGCUUGAAGGAGAUGGUGGUGCAAACCCGCAUUUGUCGCCAGCAGCUCAGGGCGAAUUGCGCCAACGCACUUAGAAACUUUCACCACACCCCACCAACUCUGCAACCACACUGACACUUGAGCUUUUAGCUCGACGUAAUCUAUGUUGCCAAUUCAACUUGGUUGUGUGUUUUGAUAUUAGAGAAACUUUGGUCACCCGGCCAUUUGUGUACUAACUUCUGGUUUUGUAACUCUUCCACAUUCAAUGACUUGAUUUGGUGCGUUCUUGAAAUUAGAUUUGUCAUCAAACAAUAACUAAAAACUAGAACCAUGCUUUUUUUUUGUUGAACUAGAACGACGCUAUAUAUAUUACUUUAUUUAUCGCAAGAAGUGAUUGAUGAUGGUUGGAAAAUUUAGCACCAACAGAAGCAAGAAAUUAACUAGUAGUCC
Messenger RNA from Cuscuta campestris, 1346 nucleotides. Lineage: Eukaryota; Viridiplantae; Streptophyta; Magnoliopsida; Solanales; Convolvulaceae. The record is from the annotation of a GenBank genome assembly.